AUGUUCCGAAAUUUGCUCAAAACCUCAUUUUCCAUCAACAACAGACUUCAAUUAUGUAGAUUUAAGGCAACAAUUGAUUACAGCAAGUUCCCUAAAAUAAAUGAAGAAGACUUGGAAGAACGUUUUGUGCGUGGAUCAGGACCCGGAGGACAAGCAGUAAAUAAAACAGCCAACAACGUCGUGUUAAAACACAUUCCGACAGGCAUUAUUGUGAAAUGUCACAAAAGUCGGUUAGUUGAAGAGAAUCGCAAAGAAGCGAGAAAACUUUUAGCUAUCAAAUUAGACAAUGAAAUCAAUGGAGAGAAUUCAGUUGAAGCACAAACGCGAAAAGUUGAGGCGAAAAAAAUGAAUGAAGCUGAUCGUCGUCGUCGAAAAUUGCAAGAAAUGAAGCAAAAAUGGAAGGAACGAGAAAAUAUCGAGUAG
Messenger RNA from Culicoides brevitarsis, 423 nucleotides. RefSeq names its product mitochondrial translation release factor in rescue. The record is from RefSeq and is a predicted model, not a curated record. Gene Ontology annotation, biological process: translational termination. Lineage: Eukaryota; Metazoa; Arthropoda; Insecta; Diptera; Ceratopogonidae. Bases 1 to 423 code for a protein of 140 amino acids. Gene Ontology annotation, cellular component: mitochondrion. Gene Ontology annotation, molecular function: translation release factor activity. The transcript has a single exon.